AUGGAUGAUCAUCUUGUAAUUAUCAAGUUGAAUUCAUCUCCAUGUGCUGGACACACACCUGUACUUUUGACAUUAAUGAUGAUGGUUGUUUUAUACCUUGUACUGAUUGCUAUGAUAUUUAUUACAUGCGUGCAUGGAUUAGACUCAUCCCCACAUCCACUUCUGCUGCCAGUUGCUUCUGCCUCACCGCAGGAUGAUGAUGAUUCGUUAGAUACAGAUGGAUUCCAAGAGCAAUUUCUAUUAGAAACGCCUCCACCACAAGCUGAUUAUUCCCACAGUAGGACCAGGGAGGAGACAGUUGCGACCAAGACGACUGUAUGUACCCAUCAGAGAACGUCAUCUGGUGUGACUGUUGAGCAGUUGGAAGGGAGGAAAGAGCUUGCCUCUGCUGAGGAGAGCGAAUUGGAUGAUGAUGAAUUGACAGAGACAGUGUCCAGUCACAGUGAAGUCACCACAGAUCUUGAAGAUGCAAGUGACACACGCACUAGCGUUGAUCUAAGUGACACUGAACUUAGAAUGAGGCCUGAUCGAUUGACAAUUUACAAUACAGUUAGGUCUCCCGAAGAGGAGAAGGGAGCAAAGGAUUCUAAACGAGCAGAGAAUAUAAAGUUUCAAAGGGAAUAUACGGACAGAAGAAUAUCUUUUCAUCCUGUUGAGAGAUUAUCUGGAGGCGUAGGUACAGGAAAGGAAUUACCUAGAAAAGAGAGACGAGAGAAUGUUGAGGCGACUUGUGAAGGUGAUGUGGAAUCACGGGAAAAGGACUUCAAGAAGCAGGCAAGUUUCAAAACUGAUGAAACUGAUGGCAUGUCGCGUGGUGUUGGGGAAGACGGCAAGCACAUAGAUCGCGGCACAAGUCCCCUGGAAGGAAAAGCUCUUUCUAGUCCUAACCCGAAUUCAUCUCCUCCGGAACCGUCCCCUAUUUCCGCUGCCGGUAAACGGACAAAGCAGCCACCACCUACGUUGGAGCUUGUUAUAGGGCGAAAAGAGGUUCACACAAAGGAGGCUAGCGCAACAGCUGAAAGCCGUCUAACGCUGUAUGGAGCGAGGGAUAUAGAAAUAUCUAUCCGCUCACAGUCCCACAUCAGUGUAACUACAACGCGCAAGGAAGCAAGUGGACAAGAGACCUCGGAGCGCGUGGACGUCGGGAUGACAGCUACUGCUGGGACCGGUAGCACCACUAGAUUCCCUCAUGCAGAGCUGAGUCCCGAAGCAUCAGAACGCCGGAACAUGUACAUCAUCCCUCCUCCACCUACAGAACAAGACCAGCCACAACAAACAGAACUGAGUAAGGAACGGAAGCGAGAGGAGACAGUGAUAUUCAGCGGUAAGAAAAGCGUGUAUCGCUACGAGUCGCUGGAAGCGGCCAGCACACCUGCAUUUGAAAGUCCUACUACAGAGGAAAGCGCAUCACACCAUAUCACAGACACAGGCAUUAGUUUAACGCGAGGAACAACUGAUACAAUUACGAGUCCCGUUCAGAGACCUCCAGACGAGAUUUUUAUUGACGAUCGUGGCGUUCUGUCUGACACUGCUGUUGACAUGGGUGCAGAGGAGGCAGAACUCACCGAUGCUGGUUUGAGUCCAAUCCAAGCAGAUGACAUAGGAAUUGGACUACCUAGCACUGAAGUAAUGUUUUUGGAGGAAGAGAUUGUAUUGACUCAUUACUGUGAUACGGCAAGUAGUCCCGUUCUGUUUCAGCAAAUGGACACUACGUCAGUGGCACUCUCCCCGCUGCAAAUUGAGACAUCAGAAGUAAGUGUCUCAACAGAGAAGGUAGAUACUUGUGAAGCUAGCGUCAGUCCUCUCUGCCCUGAAGGUGAGAGUACACUGAAACAAGAACGGGCUGAUGAUGAAGUCAUCAGAGCGCGGCGGGAUUCGGGGGAUGUAAGAGCACUAAUAAGACUUCUAGAGGAAGGGGCAUUGCAGAGGACGCAACAUGUCCUUGCCAAGGAUACGAAGAAAUAUAAGGACGAUAUUACUCAUAUCCGAACAGUUGAGCCGCAAGAAGGGAUAGAACCGCUGGUCAUAAAAGAAGACAAGACAGAUACGGCUCAUGAACGACCAACAGAAACAAACGAAUCAAACGAAGAAAUAAAACAGGAAGUUAAAACACACAAACCGACAUCUGUACCGACAACACCAAAACACAUUGGGCCUAAGAUAAAGGAACUUCAAAGAAUUUUCACACACUCAAGCGAACAGGACUUUGAAGAUAACGCAGAUAAGAAAAUUACAUCGCCUAAAUAUAAAGUAGCAUUUGGGGAACCUCAGUUUGAUGAAGAAGGUGUACAAAUUAACAGUAGAGUUUUGGCAGAAGUUGGAAAAGACGCCUACCCGCACAUGUCUCAAGUCAUAGAAACCAUAGAGAAAAGAAUUGCGACGGAAGGACAAGAGAGGCAUAUGUCACCUAAGUAUGUUAUCACAGACGUAGAAAUAGAGGAGAAAGCAAAGCCAUCCCUGGUGGAGGAACGCCUCACACAGUUAGUAAAGGCCGAGGAACAAGUCCUAAAAAAGAUUGAAGAAGUCAUUACAUUUGUUGAAGAAUCCUCAAACAGGAAAGAAUUCCUUUCGUACUUAGAACAAACAGAAGAAACGGCCGUAGAGGAAAUGCAAACAAAAAAACUGAAAAAUGUAUCUCCAUUGCCAGAAGACAAUAGCUGUGGGAGAGAAAAUAUUAAAGCCUGUUCCACAGACUCUCAGAUACAAGAAGACAAAGAGAAACAGACAAAUCUAGAAGAGCACAUUCAAAUAGAAAAUGAAGAGAAAAUGGAACGAGCUGACGAAGAAAAUGAGGUACAGGUAGUGAAAAAACUCUCGGCAAACCAUGAAUCAGAAAUCGAUGCAGAUACUGUAAAACGUACUACAGUUGAAGAUCUGACCAUUAUAGUCGAAGCACGUAAAUUUAUUGUGGAGAAGGAGGAAGAUGUAAAGGAGACUGAUGAGAAAUUAGUUUCGAGAGAGGAAAUCGUACGUGCUAGGGAACCAGAAAUUUUCGGUAAACAUAUCCAGGAACCACAGGUAACCGAGGAAUUAAAUGGAACACUGGGAAAAGAAAGAGUCGCAGAGGAAUUGGAUAGAGUAGAGAAGGGGAAAAUUGAUGAAGUAGCGACUGGAGAAACUAAAGCAGGUAGAUUGUCACCAACAUUGCCUGAAGGUGAAAGGGAAGGUAAUGUAGAGCGAUUGGCAGCAGAACCAGCAACGGAUACCAAAGAAUUUCUGGAAUCUCAAACUAAAGAUGGCUUAGAUAUAGAAUCACCUACACAGGAAGUUUCCGAGAAAUCAUAUGCGGACAGAGAACUUCCUAGUCCGGUAGACGAGAAGGAACUGGAGGAAAAGGUAGAGACGCAUAAAGCAAAAGUAAUCGAAUCUCCGAAAACAGAAAUUGAUUCUGAAUUUAAAUCAGAUAAGGAAACACGUGUUGACAAGUCCCCCAUGGCUGAAGAUCAUCCUGAACUGGCAACUAAAGAUGAGAAAGAAGUGAAAGCAAUGAUGGAAGACGGAGUUAAAGGGAUUAGUGAAUACGGAUACGAAACGACCGAACGUGAAGCGGAAAGUGUUCACAUUGAGACAUUUGAUCCAUCUUCUGUAACCGAACCUAAGGAAGAUGGUUUUGAAAUUACGAAAACGGUUGCGAUGCAGAAGGAGAUUAUGGAAAGGAAGGAUAUUAUUGAAAUUUCCGUGACGAAGGAAGUAACAGAACCCCCUGAGGGGUAUGUUGUAGAUGAAAUGAGUGUAACAUCGCCUGUUGAUAAGAAAUCUGAAGCAGUUGAUUUCGUCGUAAGUGAGGAAUCUGGUGAUGAAGNUCCGCAAAGCGUGAAUCAGAAAUCAGUGCAGUUACUGUGA
Molecule: messenger RNA, 3843 nt
Organism: Cryptotermes secundus
Lineage: Eukaryota; Metazoa; Arthropoda; Insecta; Blattodea; Kalotermitidae
Exons: 1
Coding region: 1-3843 (1280 amino acids)
Source: RefSeq, a predicted model, not a curated record